GCGAGUCUUACUGCGCAUAGUACACCCGACGAGGACGAGGAGGUGUUACAUAUGAACAGCGAUGUUGGCGCAGAGGCGGCGGCGGACACUGUUGAUCAAGAUGCGUGGGAACGGGAGAUGGAAAUGAUGUUGGAGCAGAGAGACAGUCGCUCCCGCAGUCGGUCGUUCAUUGAAAUGCACAACAGCAGCGUCCGACCGCACCCACAGGUUGACAAGUUGCCGCGACCGCAAUCGUUGGGAACGACAGGGUUUCGGUCGGCCCAGGUCGACGGAACCUCUCGCGCAAGGGGCGCUACAGCAGACGACGAAUCCCACGAUGAUGAUGGGUACUCGUACGACGAUGAGGGGAGUGUAGCCAGGCAAGCGGCGAGAUCGACCAAGUUGUACUUGGCAGGGUCGGCCCCGGUGGAUUUGGACGCUAUCGCCAUGAUGCAAGACGGUCUCCAUGGAUGUGGUAGCAAUCGAGCUGCUCAGCACAUUGAAGCAGGGCCUCUGAGCGCCAAGGCGUUGGAUAUCUUGUCCCAGGGGUUGGCCAUGCGUGCAGACGACUCGGCCGAGCGGCGGAGCAUGACAGAGGAAGAGCUGGAGGAGAAGAAGAUGGCGGAAGAGGAAGCCAUCAAGCUACAGCAGGAGCGCGAGAUGCCUUCGUCGAUUGGUGUCGUGGAGGAGGCCCCUGUCGACGUCGCGGUCGUGUCGUCCGCGAUGGCAUCUUCGGGCCGGGUCAAGAAGAAAGGUUCGCUGGGGAAGGCGUUCUCAGGCAUCAAAACCAAGAUGUUUGGCAAGAAACCCAAUGGCUUGGCGUCAGAUGCACCAUCCUCGUCAUCAUCCUCGUCGAAUCGCAGCUCCAUCACUGCCGCCAUCGGCACGUCCAGACCCGCGGGUCCGCUCGCCCAUCGCCGCGCAUCGUCGUCGGCCAUGCCCGAGUAUGCAGGCCGGCCCGGUGACCAAGCCAAGCGCAAGCCAUACAAAAUCAAGCUGUUGCUGCUGGGGGACAGCGGGGUGGGGAAGACGAGCCUCAUGCGCGUGUUUUCUGGCGACGAGUUCUCGGAAUCUAUGCUUGCGACCGCGGGAGUGGACUUUAAGGUGCGCAGCUUGACCCUCGAGGACGAAUACGACGUGGCGCUGCAGAUAUGGGACACUGCGGGGCAGGAGCGGUUUCAUCGCAUUACGUCCACGUAUUACAAGGGCGCGAAUGGGAUCAUUCUCGUGUACGACGUCGGCGACAAGCGCGGGUUUGACAAUGUGGGCUACUGGAUGAAGAACAUUCAAGAGCACUCGCCGUCCAACAUGCCUGCGAUGCUGCUCGUGGGCAACAAAAUCGACCUGGCGACCCGAGUGAUCGUCACAGAGAUGGGCCAAGCCGCCGCCGAUGCAUAUCAUUGUCGAUACAUGGAAACAAGCGCCAAAACGUGUGAAAACACGUCGAAUGCCCUGGAAACCAUUGCACGGGAUGCGCUGAUCAUGACCAUCAACAGUACCAUCUUCCUACUCGAGAGUUUUUUGCGCUAAACCGAACGACCUGUGUGUAAUAGCUGUGAUAACUCAAAAGGAGCUACUCGAGCGCGAACAGCAGCAGCACGGCGCCCCCCUCAACAAAGAGAACUGCGUCAUCUCGUAAGAACCGAGGCAGAUGCCUACUAUUACACCACACAGCUGUGUGUGUCCGUCCCCAUCCACCACAACGCGGCCCUUCCGUGUUGUUGUACCUAUGUAACGAACCAGAUAUAUCCCCUAAAUGAACACCCCCCCUCUCGUUUGAAUAUAAUGUAUAUAUCGC
Aphanomyces astaci is the source of this 1777-nucleotide messenger RNA. RefSeq lists its product as hypothetical. Bases 52 to 1509 code for a protein of 485 amino acids. The transcript has 5 exons. NCBI's taxonomy places the organism in Eukaryota, Oomycota, Saprolegniomycetes, Saprolegniales, Verrucalvaceae. Gene Ontology annotation, molecular function: GTPase activity; GTP binding. The record is from RefSeq and is a predicted model, not a curated record.